This is a messenger RNA of Trichoderma reesei QM6a, 1440 nucleotides long. RefSeq lists its product as uncharacterized. Bases 1 to 1440 code for a protein of 479 amino acids. Gene Ontology annotation, cellular component: nucleus. NCBI's taxonomy places the organism in Eukaryota, Fungi, Ascomycota, Sordariomycetes, Hypocreales, Hypocreaceae. Gene Ontology annotation, molecular function: DNA-binding transcription factor activity, RNA polymerase II-specific; transcription cis-regulatory region binding; zinc ion binding. The transcript has 2 exons. The record is from RefSeq and is a predicted model, not a curated record. Gene Ontology annotation, biological process: positive regulation of transcription by RNA polymerase II.
AUGGCCUCCAAUGCCAACGCUAGCAACACCAAGGACGGGGCUCCUCCUCAUCACAACCAGCUGCAGCAGCAGCGCAGCAAGCCGGUGGGAAAGCCGCGUGGCAUGCGCCGGGAUCGGGACUGUCGCAGCUGCAAGCUAAGGGACAUCAAGUGCGAUCUGAACAGACCUUCGUGCGGAGAAUGUAUCGCUGCAGGUGUCCCCUGUGGAGGCUACCCCCAGCGAGUCAUUUGGGUCGGUUCCACCUCGUCCGCGAAAGAUGCCUCCCCCACGACCUCAGCCGCACCCUCCCGUGUACAGCGACAAGCCAAAGCUCACCAGUCAACGCUGUCUCCGUCCAGCGACUCCAGCCUCACCCCGGACCGCCCCCCUGACCGACCCUCAGAAUCUUCGCUGUCACCUUCAGAGCGACUGGUGUCCAGCCCUGGAGAUGAGCCUAUCAACUGGGCGGAAGCCGACCAGAACAGCUUCAUCCGCCCGCUGGUAUCUUUAUGCCAGCAAAUCAUCUCGCUGGACGGCGAUGCCUUGAGUAGCAAUCGCUACCUGUCCGUCGAGGCUUUGCGCCUGAUCUCGCGGCUCCGCGACUUUGUUCAAGCGCGAAUCGACGGGCACCCGGCUCGAGCCUCAAGAGAUCUUUGGGAGUCAGAGACCAUGGCGAGAUACCGGCUAAAUGCCCUCAUGAGUCUCAAGGACACGCUCAAGGCGACCAACCCCUUUGCCUUUAUCGGCAUUGCGGCCUUCGCCUUCUUCGAGGUGUGCGAUAGCGGCUUCGGUGACUGGCAACGCCAUCUAUACGGGGCAAAGUCGCUACUAGACUUUCACUGCAAGAGCCGCCGAGAGCUAGAUACACUCUCCGAGAGCGUUACCGGCUUGGGGGAAAUGGUGGUUCGGCUGGUGUGGUUCGACACCUGUGGCAGCAUCAUCAGGGGCACGACGGACCUCAUCUUCGAGCCCUGGCAUCGUGAGCUGCUGACAGAGAGUUUCUUCCGCACCGUCGGAUGCGCUUCAGAUACGUUCCGUCUGUUCACCCGCGUGGCUAGCGGUGAAGUUGCGUCCAAUCCGUCCACCAGCGUAAUUCUCGCCAUGGCGCAACUGCUCAAGCUCGGCCAGGGCUCCUCGGACUGGGAUCGCUCGGCUGAUGCUUAUCGCUGUGCGGGGGUCAUUGCCGUCCUCACCAGAGUCAGGGAUGAACAAUCUGCAGAAUCGACAAUCUCGCUGGCUGUGGAUCGGACGUGCCAAAUCAUUGCGGCAACGCCGUCAUCUUCGCAGUUCUACAUACACAUGGCUGUUCCGGCAUAUCUGGCGGGCAUCAACGCUAGCUCGAUGAAGCAGUGUGAUGUGAUACGGGCGUACUGGCACAACUGUAACCAUGCUGGUGUCCGACGAUAUCCGGAUGGAUUAGCCAGGUGUGAGGACCGUUGGAAAAUGAAAGAGCUGGUCUGA